AUGUCUCGCUCUGCGCUGGGAAAGAGGUCCCGCGAUGCUGCCGAGCAGGCUGCCAUCCUCAGGACCCCGAGCAAACGGGUUCGCCGCUACGACGCGUGCUCGAUCCGCGGCGCCGACGAUGAAAACUAUGCUCCGCAGGAUGUGGACGACAGCGGCGACGACGAGGCCGAUCUCGAGGUCGACGUCGUCGUCGAGCUCCCCUUGAAGCGUCAGCGCUCCCAGUCUCUGGCCUCGACGGUCAAGAAGAACCCCGUCACGCCCUCGACACCCCGGCACCGGGAUGCACUGGCCGGCUAUCCCACAACGCCCCGACACACCGUCAUGUCGGCCGGCAAGCUCUUCAAGCGCCUCACGCCACAGUCGCCUCUCUCGCCCUCCACCAUCCAGACCGUCUACCACUCCGCGCGGCAGCUGUUUGCUCGCGGCGCCGAGCCGGGCCAGCUCAUCGGGCGCGAGGCCGAGAGGGAGCAGCUGACGCGAUUCUUGGACCGGUGCAAGACGGCGACUCCCAGCGGCUGCCUCUAUGUCAGCGGUGCGCCCGGCACGGGCAAGAGCGCCAUGAUUACCCAAGUCACGAGCGAGUAUUCUGGGUGUGAAGGCGUCCGCAGCGCCUUCAUCAACUGCAUGAGCAUCAAGUCGUCCAAGGAUCUCUACAGCACCCUGCUGUCCACCCUUGGACUCGACGGGGACAUGACCGAGGCGGACGCCAUCGCCACUCUGCAGCAGGCUUUCUGCCCCAAGACUGCGUCCGACACCGUCUACCAGGUGACGCUGGACGAGAUCGACCACAUCCUGACCAUGGGCCUCGAGAGUCUCUACCGCGUCUUCGAGUGGUCGCUGCAAAAGUCGUCGCGUCUCCUACUCGUCGGUAUUGCCAACGCGCUCGACCUUACGGACCGCUUUCUACCCCGGCUCAAGUCGAAGAACCUGAAGCCUGACCUGCUUCCCUUCCUCCCCUAUACGGCGGCGCAGGUCAAGAACAUCAUCAUUACGCGGCUCAAGUCGCUCAUGCCCGAGGGCAAGGAAGGCUACGUCCCCUUCAUUCACCCCGCCGCCAUUGAGCUGUGCUCCCGCAAGGUGGCCAGCCAAACGGGCGACCUGCGCAAGGCGUUCGAGAUAUGCCGCCGGGCCCUGGAUCUGAUCGAGACGGAGACCCGAACCAAGCACGAGGAGGAGGCCAGGGAGAAGCUGCUGCAGAUGACGCCAUCCAAGAAGCCGCUCGGGGAGAAGGUCAAUGGCGCGGGCGCGGCGUCUGGUGGCAGGAGCGUCGUACAGAUCAUGGCCACGUCGCUCAAGGCCCUCACGGCCGAGACGGCGCCUCGGGCCUCGAUUGGACACCUCAACAAGAUCACGGCGGCGGCCUUUAGCAACGGAACCACCCAGAGGCUCAAGACGCUGAACCUGCAGCAAAAGGCGGCGCUCUCGUCCCUGGUGGCCUAUGAGAAUCGCACGCGCAGCAUGGCAAAGUCGGCAGGCGGCGCGCCCUGCACGCCGUCAAAGUCGCAGUCCCUGGCACCCACCAUCAAGAUGCUGUUCGACACGUACUGCCAGCUGUGCACGCGUGACUCGCUGCUCCACCCGCUGUCGAGCUCCGAGUUCCGAGAGGUGGUUGGCAGCCUGGAGACGCUGGGCUUGGUGAACGCGGUGGACGGCAAGAAUGGCAGCUUCGCGGCGCACACGCCCAGCAAGCGCGGCCGCAAGUGCGCGGUGCCGAGCGGCGACGAGAGGAGGAUCGCGAGCUCGGUCAGCGAGAAGGACAUGGAGUCGGUGACGGACGGCGUCGGGGCGGGCAUCCUGAAGAGCAUCCUCAUGGGCGAGGCGUUGGAUUAG
Molecule: messenger RNA, 1830 nt
Organism: Purpureocillium lilacinum
Lineage: Eukaryota; Fungi; Ascomycota; Sordariomycetes; Hypocreales; Ophiocordycipitaceae
Product: AAA ATPase
Biological process (GO): mitotic DNA replication checkpoint signaling; cell division; DNA replication initiation
Cellular component (GO): nucleus
Molecular function (GO): DNA replication origin binding
Source: RefSeq, a predicted model, not a curated record